CCAUCUUCCCCUCAAUACAUUUCAUUCUCUACAAACACCACCACCACCUGAUCUUGAUCUUCAAUGGCCAUGGCUACUCAAGCUUCCCUCUUCACCCCAACCCUCUCCAACCCAUUCAACCAAUCCUCCUUCACCACCCCUAACCACACCCACCUCAAACCCACCACCCGCACCACCUUCACCAUCAAAGCCACCGCAGCCGAAGGCUCACCCACCCCCACUCCCGCCCCAGUCAAAGAAGCCCCAGCCGGGUUCACCCCACCCGAACUCGACCCAAACACCCCCUCCCCCAUCUUCGCCGGAUCCACCGGCGGUUUACUCCGAAAAGCCCAAGUGGAAGAGUUCUACGUCAUCACAUGGGAGUCUCCGAAGGAGCAAAUCUUUGAGAUGCCGACAGGCGGCGCCGCUAUUAUGAGAGAGGGGCCCAACUUGUUGAAGUUGGCUAGGAAAGAACAGUGUUUGGCUCUUGGUACUAGGUUGAGGUCCAAGUACAAGAUUAAGUAUCAGUUUUAUAGGGUGUUUCCGAAUGGUGAGGUGCAGUAUUUGCACCCUAAAGAUGGGGUUUACCCUGAGAAGGUGAACCCUGGGCGUCAAGGUGUGGGCCAGAACAUGAGGUCCAUUGGGAAGAAUGUUAGCCCCAUUGAAGUUAAGUUCACUGGCAAGCAGCCUUAUGAUAUAUGAUCAUGACAUGAUGAUGUUAUGGGUUUGUGAUUAUGUAAUUUGUUUCGUGAUUAUAAACAAAUGUUUUUUUUUUAUAUUUCAUGUUGCAUGUGUGUUCUUGGUUUGUUUGAUACUUGAUAGAUACCAUGAUGGGAUUAUCUUAUUAUAUGUUUCUUUCA
Helianthus annuus (common sunflower) is the source of this 839-nucleotide messenger RNA. RefSeq names its product photosystem I reaction center subunit II, chloroplastic. Gene Ontology annotation, biological process: photosynthesis. The coding region runs from base 64 to 681 and encodes 205 amino acids. Gene Ontology annotation, cellular component: photosystem I reaction center; photosystem I. The transcript has a single exon. The record is from RefSeq and is a predicted model, not a curated record. Lineage: Eukaryota; Viridiplantae; Streptophyta; Magnoliopsida; Asterales; Asteraceae.